Coregonus clupeaformis (lake whitefish) is the source of this 2928-nucleotide messenger RNA. RefSeq names its product nucleolysin TIA-1. The record is from RefSeq and is a predicted model, not a curated record. The transcript has 12 exons. Lineage: Eukaryota; Metazoa; Chordata; Actinopteri; Salmoniformes; Salmonidae. Gene Ontology annotation, molecular function: mRNA binding. Gene Ontology annotation, cellular component: cytosol. The coding region runs from base 235 to 1407 and encodes 390 amino acids.
CAGCGAUGCGAUAUAUCCGCUUUCUUUCUCCGCCAUUUUAUGUCUCUUUUCUAUUGUUCAUAAUUGAAGUUAGCAGGGGCGGCGGAGCGAUUUACUGCGCAUUAAAACAUUUUUGGAUAUUGCUCAGUGGACAUCAGCAAAAUAGGAUAAAGGCGCAAGAAUCCAAGGUCAUCAUAGAAUACGACACACGUGGAUUUUUCUCUCAGGGUUCGAUCUCUCACUCGGUCGGAAAAUAUGAUGGACGACGAAACACCCAAGACCCUGUAUGUGGGGAACCUGUCCCGGGAUGUGACCGAAGCCCUCAUCAUGCAGCUGUUCGGCCAGAUCGGCCCCUGCAAGAGCUGUAAAAUGAUAGUAGAUACGGCAGGUAAUGACCCAUACUGCUUUGUGGAGUUCUACGAACACAGGCACGCUGCCUCGUCACUCGCAGCCAUGAACGGUCGUAAAAUAAUGGGUAAGGAGGUCAAGGUGAACUGGGCAACAACCCCUAGCAGCCAGAAGAAAGACACAAGCAAUCACUUCCACGUUUUCGUUGGAGACCUCAGUCCUGAAAUCACCACGGAUGACAUCAAAGCUGCUUUCGCCCCCUUUGGGAGGAUAUCUGAUGCUCGGGUGGUGAAAGACAUGGCUACUGGCAAAUCUAAAGGCUAUGGCUUUGUGUCCUUCUUCAACAAAUGGGAUGCAGAGAAUGCCAUCCAACAGAUGGGAGGUCAGUGGUUGGGAGGACGGCAGAUCAGGACGAACUGGGCCACCAGGAAGCCCCCUGCGCCCAAAGCCACCUACGAGACAAACACCAAGCACCUGUCAUUUGAAGAGGUUGUGAACCAGUCCAGCCCCAGCAACUGUACCGUCUACUGUGGAGGAGUCACAACAGGACUCACAGAGCAACUGAUGAGGCAGACCUUCACGCCCUUCGGCCAGAUCAUGGAGAUCAGAGUUUUCCCAGACAAAGGCUACUCAUUUGUGAGGUUCAACUCCCACGAGGGAGCGGCCCACGCCAUAGUGUCAGUGAAUGGAACGUCCAUAGAUGGUCACGUGGUGAAGUGUUACUGGGGGAAAGAGACCACAGACAUGGUCAGCCCCAUGCAGCAGGUACAGAUGCCUCAGGUAAGACCGCAGCAGAACAAAAUCGGGUUUGCAGCGCAGCCCUACGGCCAGUAUGCCCAGUGGUACGGUAACGCCCAGCAGAUUGGCCAGUACGUCCCAAACGGGUGGCAGGUGCCCACCUACGGCGUCUACGGACAGGCCUGGAACCAGCAGGGAUUCAAUCAUUUACAGGCGGGUGCAGGGUGGACGGGCGUGGGAGCAGUCAGUAACGGAGGCGUGGUGGAGCCUGGACAGGGAGUCAACGGGACUGUGCUGGCCAACCAGUCCGGCAUGGGCACCGCUGGCUACCACACCCACUGAUCAGCGCUGGCCCGGCGGCCCAGCAUCGGCCUCCUACCCUCCACAACAGGGAUCCUAUAAAGGGGGUGGGGGGGGGGACCAUCAUGUGCCCCGUCUUUUACAACAUGAUUAAGAACUCUAUGGCGGGGAGGGGGGGUUCCCCUGUCCGUCCCCCCACCCAACCUGGUUUUUACAUGUACGUUUUAAGGUGGAGAAGAGGAGGAGGAAAAGCUUGUGUGUCAAUGGCAAUAGAGUUGCCUAGUCCUGGUAUAUAAGAUACACACGUGUGUGUGUGUGUUAUAUAUAUAUAUAUAUGCGCAUACACACACCCAUGUACACACACACCCAUGUACACACACCUACAAAGGUCUUUGGCCCGGUGUCAGAUCGACUGACUCAUGAAUCAAAAAGGACUAUGCCAUUUUUAAUUAAAAAGUACUAUUAAAUGAAUAAAAUACAUGAUAAUGACUUAUUUUGGAUUUGCUUUUUCUCGUUUGUUUGUUUAGAACGAUUUCAACUGCUGAUAUCGUUAAGAAACGAGCUUUGCCUUUUUGUUGUUUUGUUUUGGGACUGUCAUUUUAAAGAAAUGUUUAAAGCAAUGACACCAUGGAAUCAUGUGAAAUGUAAGAACCUUUUUUGUUUUUUAUGUUUAUAAAAAAUGAAUCAAAUGGAUGUCAACUGUUGUAUUUUUUUUUUUUUAAUUUCAAUAUCUCAACUAAGAAACAAUUGCAGGGAUUACUGCCACUGUUCAUCUUUCUUUUAAAGGCAGACAAAUAUUGCACAAUACUAUUACUUAGUUACCUUUUCACAAAAUUUGAUGUUACACAAAUUCUAGGUAUUUUGAAUUGUUUUGCAUUCCACUUUUUUCCUUUUGAAACUUUUCUUUUAGGAGGGCUUACGUACGUACAUAUACUAUUUUGUAUGUAAAUAACCAAACAAAGUCUAUUCAACUGUUCUGAAGCUGUAUAGAGGGGGAAAAAACCUCGUGUUAAUUAUGGAAGCUUGCUUGCUUUUUUUGACAGGCGGGGCAGGGCUGGGGAUCAUUAAUCUAGACUGGGGCAUAUUAGCGUCACUGUUAAAUGCUGGUCCAUGAUGAUGUAGGGACAGUGCAACAUUUGAUUCUUCCAGGGGCCUGAGGAGAGCGAUCUGCAGUGCAAAAAUGAUCUAGACUGAAAAGUAAUGUAGAAUUAAAGUAAUUCUGUGUAUAAAACUUAAAUAUUGACCUUUUUUUUAUGACAAAGUAGUAAAUAGUUAUCAAUCGUAAAAAUAAACUUCAAUGGAUCAUAAUUUUGCACUGUGCCCCCCCUCCCCCCAUGGAGUUCUUUAAAUAAUACAGUUGGAUGAGACCCAUUGUGUUGCCUUAUUUUGAGUUAAUUUAAUUUUAACCAACCAAUUAUCGUAGAGUAGGCAGUGCCUAAGGAUAGACCUUAUGUUUUGAGGCAGUGUUUUUUUUGGGGGGGGGGAUGUUGCUGAUGCUAUAACGUGUUCUUGCUUUGUCCCAUUAAAAUGCUGAUGUGUAUAAACACUGCUUGCGGAAACUUA